AUGAAAUCAUUCUCUCUCGCUUUCUCUCUCUCCUCCCGCUCUCUCUCUUUCUAUCACUCCUCUCUCUCUCUCUCUCUCUCUCUCUCUUUCCCUCCUCUCUCUUUCUCUCUCUCUCCCUCUUUCUCGCAUUUCCUCUCCAUCUCCCCUCUCUCUCUUUCUCUCUCUUUUUCUAUCUCUCCUCUCUCUCUCUUUCUCUCUCUUUUUCUAUCUCUCCCCUCUCUCUCUUUCUCUCCCCCCUCUCUCUAUCCUCCCUCUCUCUUUUUUCUCUUUCUCACCCUCUCUCUUUUUCUCUCCCCUUUCUCUCUCUCUCUCUUUCUCUCUAUCUCUUUCUCUCACAUUCCACUUCUACCCACUCCCUUCCAUCUCAAUACCAUUUCCGGAAACUUCGAGGCGGUCGACUUUGAUAUUUUCACUUUCUUCUCUUUUCAACCGAUAUCUCCACCGUUCUUUCUUUCUUUUUCUUUCUUUCUUUCUUUCUUUCUUUUUUCUUUCUUUCUUUCUUUAUUUCUUUUUCUUUCUUUCUUUCUUUCUUUCUUUUUUCUUUCUUUCUUUGUCCUUCGCUUUAUUUCAAUAACUUUUAUGGUUUAUUUUCUUUCAUUUUUCAUAUCUUUGUUUUCUAUUCUUUCAAAAUCGUUUCUUCACUAUUUUUCAUUUGCUUUUCUUUAUUAUUGCUUCCUUUUUCAUUCCCUUUUUUUCUUUCUUUCUUUCUUCCUUCUUUCUUUCUUUCUUUCUUUCUUUCUUUCUUUCUUUCCAAUGGUUAUAUAA
Molecule: messenger RNA, 765 nt
Organism: Acanthosepion pharaonis
Lineage: Eukaryota; Metazoa; Mollusca; Cephalopoda; Sepiida; Sepiidae
Source: the annotation of a GenBank genome assembly